UUUCCAGAAAAUAUGGGUAAAAAGCAAGCGGGAGGUAAAGGAGGAGUAGCGGGACGGCAAAAUGUGUUGGCUGCCAAAACGGAAAUCUCGUUCGCUGACACUUUGCGGAAAGGACGCCACGAGUGUCUGUGCCAAGCUCGCACCCACAAGCUCAUCCUGAACUGCCUCGGAUGCGGACGAAUCGUUUGCGAACAAGAGGGAAGUGGCCCGUGCUUCACGUGUGGAACACUCGUCUGCACUCGGGAAGAACGAGAAAUCCUCAAUCGUGGUACGAACAAGAGCCGCGAUCUUCUCGCCAGGCUCACCGGAGAUGGAUCGGAUAUUGGGUCGUUGAAGCAAAUCUCCUCGUCGUAUCAGAAUGCGACAGAGUUUCGGAAUAAGCUGCUGGAAGCCGACGCGGAUACGGAACGCCGAACAAAAGUGAACGAUCUUCAAAGUGACUAUAGCACCAUUGAGAACAGCCCAUUCCUCAGUGCAAGUGAUCGAGAAGCUCUGAAAUUGAGACGAGAGGAGCUUAAAGCCCUACGGGAGAAGGAACGGAAAAAGUUCGUGGUUAGCUUGGACUUUGAUGGUGGUGUUGUUCAUGAGAUGACGAGACGGAGUGGCACCGAGGCGUUGCAGGAUAAGAAUGAUCCGGUGAUUCAGAGGAUUAUGGAGAGAGUUGACGAAAAGCACCGUAUACAAGAGGCUCUUCACAAUAGUACGGCAGACGCGAGAUGGAAUCCUAUCGGAUUUGUGCCAAGGUACAUGACAGAAGACGGCGAUCAUCCACAACAAGAAUGCAGUGACGGAGAUAUUAUAGACGCAGAUAGUCUUAUGAUUGUUAGUGAUGAGCUCGCUGCACAAAUCACCGAAGAAAAGGGAUACGUACUUGCACUUGCUCAGCCGACAGCGAGUUUUCUUGUCAAUGGACUGUGCAGAUUUAUUCGAUGGCCGACUGAUUUGAAUCUCAAGGGACCACUAUUUAUUACUGCCAAGGCGGGCGGUACGAACGAGAAAAUGAUUCGCGAAUUUGCGAAGAAAUAUGUUCGAGACGUGAAUAAGAUCAGCGAGCUGGAUUUCUCCGACGGAGCCGUGCUGGGAAGAGCAUUUCUACAGGAAUGUAUGAUGCUCGAGGAUUUCCUCGACAAGUAUGGUAGCAAGUCGGCGAUUCCCGGCGGCGACGGACAAUUUGUUUUGUGUUUCUCCGCGUUCGAGCCGCUGGUUUCAACGAUUCCACACAUUUCCACCGCUGAUUCGUAUAUUUAUGAGAUGGAUCGACAAUUGAAGAGAUCGUUGACUAAGUGGUGAUAGGUGGAAAUUGUGAUCUGUGUACUAUUGGCAAUAAAUUAUUUAUUUU
This is a messenger RNA of Caenorhabditis elegans, 1339 nucleotides long. RefSeq names its product TRIP4/RQT4 C2HC5-type zinc finger domain-containing protein (gene trip-4). The transcript has 5 exons. The record is from RefSeq and is marked reviewed. Gene Ontology annotation, molecular function: zinc ion binding. NCBI's taxonomy places the organism in Eukaryota, Metazoa, Nematoda, Chromadorea, Rhabditida, Rhabditidae. The coding region runs from base 13 to 1290 and encodes 425 amino acids. Gene Ontology annotation, biological process: rescue of stalled cytosolic ribosome. Gene Ontology annotation, cellular component: RQC-trigger complex; nucleus.